Molecule: messenger RNA, 1178 nt
Organism: Mustela lutreola (European mink)
Lineage: Eukaryota; Metazoa; Chordata; Mammalia; Carnivora; Mustelidae
Gene: C17H16orf90
Product: chromosome 17 C16orf90 homolog
Exons: 3
Coding region: 503-844 (113 amino acids)
Source: RefSeq, a predicted model, not a curated record
UGCCAUGGGAGACCUGCAGACCCAGGUGGGGGAGAGCAGAGCCCUGCUGCACAGGAGGCCCAGCCGUUCCUCCCCCACCACGCUGGCGCUCCAUGGAAGCCUUGGUCUGUGCGUUCUCUGAGCUGCGCAUAAGAGAAGGUGCCGGGCUGCAGGGAGGAGUGGCAGGAGGAGAGAUGCACUCCUAUUCUGACCUGGGCCCAAAGCCACCAGUGGCCUCAGGGACAUGCAUGCUUGGGAGAGGGGAAUGGCCACUGGUCUAGGCUGUGUGACCCUGGACUGUGAUCCCGGACCCACUGCAAUUUCUAUACUGACACCAGAAUGCUCUUUCUAGGAUGCAGUGAGCUGGACCCGAGGACAUCCCAGCCACCCCGACACACCACCCAACAUCUACGAGGGGGGUCUGGGGGCCCAGCAGCAGCAGUGCCCCAGUGCCCAGGGAAGCAAACCCAAGAACUUCCGGCUGCGCCACCUCCGGGGCCUGGCUCUCUACCUGCCAGGCCACAUGCAGGCUGCUGGCCAGUGUGAGAGCCACUGGCUAGGCCGGCUCAUGGCCAGGGGCUGCCUCCCACGGCCUGAGAGCAUGGUCUGGCCCCUAGACCUGCCACAGGGGACUCUGGGCUCCGUUAACAGCCAUUGCUCAGCCCUUCUGGAAGCUCCAGUGCCCAGGGACAGCCUGGGAAAUACAGCUUCCAGUUCCAGCAUGGACCCAGCCAAGGGUGUCCCCUCCCAGCUGGGUCCCUCCGAAGGCUUGGGGCUCAGAUCCAAGAGGUCCUGGGGGGCCUCAGAGGAGUCCACAUGUCCCUUAUGCAAGCGAACCCGCUCUGGGGCUCUGGAGAGACCAUAGGGAUCUGAGUGCCAAGCCUGGCUGUCCCAGCUGUGGACAGGAGGAAAAAGGAUGGCUCAGGAGGAGGCAGGAAGGGCUCAGUCCCUACCGGCAGUCGUCCCACACUGAGACACCCCAGCAGCUGCCCAGCACCAGAGCUUGGGCUAGCCUCAGGAAGAAGACUUAAGGGGGGGGAGGGAGGAGGAAGUCCUUCAGGAGGAGCAGAAAAAAUAGAAGCCCUUGCAGCCUGCUCCAGCUCAGGUCGGCCACUUGUCCCUGGGAGGCCAGGCUGAGCGGAGAUUUAGGCCCCAAGAGGCCGGGGAGCCUGAAGGUCUAAUUUCAAUAAAAGCCAAGG